AUGGCUUACCGAUUUGCCCUGAGCUGUGUACUACUGGCUAGCGUUGGCAUCUGCACCGCGACUUUUGGACAUGAACAUGUACACAUUCGAGUCCAUAUACCUGAGGAGCAUCAUUCUUCAAAAGAAGUGAUAGUGCACGAGCAUCAUGAUGACCACGGACAUGGUGGCGGUGGCGGCGGAGGUGGUGGUGGAGGAUACGGCGGCCACGGAGGAAGUUUUGCAGAUCAUUUACACGGAGGAUUCGCUGACCAUCUAAAAGGAGGCCAUGGAGGUGGUGGCGGAGGCGGCGGCGGCGGUGGCUAUGGAGGUGGACAUGGCGGAGGUUUCGGCGGUGGAGGCCACGAUUUCGGAGGUGACGCUGGAUUUGGCGGUGGCCACGAUUUAGGUGGCGGUCAUGGAGGAUAUUCUGGAGGAGGAUUUGGAGGAGGCCAUGAUAUAGGCGGUGGCCAUGGAGGUGGUGGCGGUCAUGGCAUUGACAUAGGAGGAGGCGGUCAUGGAGGUCACGACUUAGAAGGUGGUCAUGGGGGUGAUAUCGGCGGAGGUUAUGACUUAGGUGGAGGCCAUGGAGGUGGUUAUGACUUGGGCGGUGGUGAUGCUGGAUUUGGAGAUGGCGGUGAUUACGGAGGUGGAUUUGGCGGUGGCCAUGGAGGUGGAUUUGGCGGUGGUCAUGGGGGUGGAUUUGGCGGUGGUCAUGGGGGUGGAUUUGGCGGCGGCAGCCACGGUGGUGGUCACGGAGGUGGCUAUGGAGGUGGCCAUGGAGGUGACUUUGGCAGCGGACACGGAGGUGCAAUUGGAGGUGGUCAUGGAGGUGACCACGGUGGUAGCUUCGGUGGAGGCCAUGGCUCAAGCAGUGGAUUUAAUGGAGGAUUUGGUGGAUAUGGAGGUGGACAUGAUGACCAUGGCAGCAGUGGAUCAGGUGGACAUGAUAGUUAUAGUUCUGGAUUUACUGGUCUUAUUAGCCAUGGAGGUGGAAGUGGAUUUGGAGGAAGCGGAGGUCAUGGUGGAGCCCAUGGAGGGAGCCAUGGGGGAGGCCAUGGAGGUGGACAUGAUAGUUAUUCCAUCGUAAGCCUUGAUUCAUAUGGCAGUGGUGGACACGGCGGAGACAGUUACAGUGUAGGAGGCGGUCAUGGUCACGGCUCUGGAGGCUUCGGUGGAGGACAUGGAGGCGGCUAUAGUGGUGGGUUCGGAGGCUCCGGCGGUCAUGGUGGUCACGGAGGUUUUAGUUUAUCUGACUUAGGAGGCCAUGGAAGCCACGGCAGUCAUAGCGGCAGUGGCCUCGGUAGCUUUGGAGAUAGUUACUCGAACGCGAUAGGCUCAGGUCAUGGGGGCGGCCCUUAUCACAAAAGAAAGUAA
Nymphalis io (European peacock) is the source of this 1353-nucleotide messenger RNA. RefSeq lists its product as uncharacterized. The coding region runs from base 1 to 1353 and encodes 450 amino acids. NCBI's taxonomy places the organism in Eukaryota, Metazoa, Arthropoda, Insecta, Lepidoptera, Nymphalidae. The transcript has 3 exons. The record is from RefSeq and is a predicted model, not a curated record.